ACUUGAGGUUUUCUAUUGGUCACCUACUGAAUAUUGACUCUUAUUGAUAUUGGCUACUCAAAUACUCAAUUUUCAAAGUUCUUACUUCUUACUACUACUAAAAGUUAAAACUUAUUUAAAAUGGCAAGUGUAGAGGAACUGCAGAAAAAAGUGAGUGAGUUGGAGGCAAAGUUAGCUGCUGCACAGAAAAAUGCAGUGCCUGCUCGUGAAAAGAUUCAAGUUAUGUCCUCUGAAGUCGUGGACUCGAACCCUUACAGCCGGUUAAUGGCUCUGAAGCGAAUGGGUAUAGUGGACAACUAUGAGAAGAUCAGAGAAUUGUCAGUAGCAGUGGUGGGUGUGGGGGGAGUUGGUAGUGUAACAGCUGAGAUGCUCACCAGGUGUGGCAUUGGCAAGUUGAUUUUAUUUGAUUAUGACAAAGUGGAGCUAGCCAAUAUGAACCGGCUGUUCUUCCAGCCACAUCAGGCUGGUCUGAGCAAGGUAGAUGCUGCUGCCGCCACCCUCCAGGCUAUUAACCCGGAUGUUGCAAUAGAGGCACACAACUAUAACAUAACAACUGUUGACAACUUUCAAAAGUUCUGUGAUUCUGUCAGCAAGGGUAGCCUUAUUGGUGGGCCUGUUGACUUAGUGCUGAGUUGUGUUGACAACUUUGAGGCUCGCAUGGCCAUCAACACAGCAUGCAAUGAAUUAAAUCAGCGUUGGUUUGAGUCUGGAGUGAGUGAAAAUGCUGUCUCUGGACACAUACAGUUUAUUGUGCCUGGAGAAACUGCUUGUUUUGCGUGUGCCCCACCUCUGGUAGUUGCAUCUAAGAUAGAUGAGAAGACAUUGAAAAAAGAUGGAGUGUGUGCAGCCAGUCUCCCCACGACUAUGGGAAUUGUUGCCGGUUUCUUAGUACAAAACACACUAAAGCACCUGCUGGGGUUCGGAAACGUGAGUUACUACCUGGGCUACAGUGCUCUCACCGACUUCUUCCCCACAAUGACUCUCAAGCCCAACCCACAGUGUGAGGAAGCGUACUGCCGGCUGCGGCAGACGGAGGCCCAGGGCAGGCCCCGCGUGGAGCUGGCUACCGAGGUCACGGAGGACGCGGGGCCCGUGCACCACGAAAACCAGUGGGGUAUCAGCUUGGUAGACGAGAACUCUCCCGAUGAAGAGACCAGCACAUUGAGCUUGGUGGACGGUGUCCAGGUGGCGUACAGCGUGCCUGUAGAAAGCACACCGGAGUCCAGUACGGGCGGUGCUGUGGCUGCCUCGGAGCUGUCCCUCGAGGACCUCAUGCAGCAGAUGAAGACCAUGUGAGACGACCUCUGGUGAGCUGGCCAGAAGUCCACUCUCACUAAUGUGUAUGAUUACCAUAUCGGCCACAACUUUCAAUUUAAUAAAACCACGAAAAUGAUCAUCGUUGCUAUGUAACAAUAUACCAGCCUUUUAACGAUAUACAGGAUGGUGCUAUAAUGGCGACAUUAUAAAUGAACGUACGGGUAGAGAUCUUAAAUAUUACGGUUAUAUAAAAAAAUAAUUCGAAAAUUUAAGGUAAAUAAUUGAAAUUUUUAAAUUUUGAAACAAACAAUUUAUAUGUUUAGGAAACAAAAUUUUAAUCAUCCUUAAGUGGUCACAUAAGACGGCAUGAAGUAGAUGUGAGUGCCUAUGCUAGGUCGCGGCUACUAGAUUUCUUAUAGGUUUUUCCGAAAUGAUUUUAUGGAAAAUAGGUUUAUUUUGGUGAAUUAAUAUGAAUGUUUUUAUGAUAACGGUUAAGUAGUUCUACCCGUGUGUUUUUUUAAUAUAGCCAUUGUAGCACCACGCUGUUUAUACAAAUAUAUCUAAUAACAUAAUUGUUAGUCAAUCAACACGGCAAUAUAGUCAAAAGUGAUUUGAUAAAACAUGGAAAAUCAUGGAUCCAUUAUUUAUAUUCCUUAAAAAUGGACUCGGCUCCAGGCAUUUAUCUCGUAUAAGUUACGUUUACUCUGACGAUGCUAGAAUGCGUCUAUUGGUCUUUAGAAUUGCUUCAUAAAAUCCCCUUAUACUCACAAGGGAUUCUGUUUUUGCUAUAAAGAGUUGAAUAAAAAUAUAUAUUGGCCUAAAAAUUGUAAAGUUGGCUUAUUUUGACAUAUCCUAUAUUCAGUGUUGUCUUGUCACAAUUUGUAAUUCAUGUAUGUGUGUUUAAUAUUUGUAAUAUCUAAAGUAUAAGUAAUUUUAUUGAAGUAGGCGUUACUUUGCUGAAAUCCAUAAUUAUCCAAAUGAUUUGAGUUUUCCUUAGUGUUUUAAUUCCGCCAAUAUUUGUCUUUAAACAAUUCGACACGUGUUUCGCCUCUACACGAGGCAUCCCCAGGACAUGUUGAGUCGCCAAAAUCUGGCACGAGACUGCCUAUAGACUCCAGUCUACUCAAUGUCCUGAGGAUGCCUCGUGUAGAGGCGAAACACGUGUCGAAUUGUUGAAAGGCAAAUAUUGGCGGAAUUAACAAUAAAGAAAACUCAAAUAAUUUGGAUAAAGUAUAAGUGUAGGUGAAGAUAUUACUUUAUUUGUUAGAGUACAAGUGAUUAGCAUUUCGAUGUAUUUUUUAUAUUCUCUCUAUUUAAAUAUAGUAUGUAAUUAUUAUGUAAAUAUAAUUUAUUAAUAUUUAAUACUAUAUUAUGUUAAUAGCGAAUCAUUCCAUAUUUAUUAAAUGAAGGAGACACCGGUACGAACCUUGAGCGGUCAGCGACAUCAGUGAGCAGGUAAACCGACAGACGCACACAAUUUGCGUGCGAUCAGCUGAUACCCCUCCCUAUGUUUGUUGACACCGCUCAAGAUCCGUGCUGGAGACUAUAUAUUAUGGCUAUUUAAAUUGUUUUUUUUAUAUAAAAUUUUAUUAAUAAUUCGUUGCUAAGUAUCUCAGAUAUUUAAUUAUACUUCGUUUGUAAUAA
Molecule: messenger RNA, 2901 nt
Organism: Leptidea sinapis
Lineage: Eukaryota; Metazoa; Arthropoda; Insecta; Lepidoptera; Pieridae
Gene: Uba5
Product: ubiquitin-like modifier-activating enzyme 5
Exons: 9
Coding region: 121-1296 (391 amino acids)
Biological process (GO): protein ufmylation
Cellular component (GO): cytosol; cytoplasm
Molecular function (GO): UFM1 activating enzyme activity
Source: RefSeq, a predicted model, not a curated record